Caenorhabditis bovis is the source of this 807-nucleotide messenger RNA. NCBI's taxonomy places the organism in Eukaryota, Metazoa, Nematoda, Chromadorea, Rhabditida, Rhabditidae. The record is from the annotation of a GenBank genome assembly.
AUGCCUAGCACCCAGCUUUUGAAGCGUGAUUGGGAGAAGGACCACGUCUAUUUGGUUCAGUUCCCUCGCACCGCUGCGAUUCCAACACCUUCUCCAUUUACAUUGAAACUUGAAACAUGGCUUCGGAUGAAUGAUAUUCCAUAUACGAAUAUCGAUAAUCAAUUUUCGAAGAAGUCGGCGAAAGGACAAAUUCCUUUCAUAGAACUAAACGGACGCCAAAUUCCCGACAGCAACAUAAUCAUUGAUCAUCUUAUUGAACAUUUUGACAAGGGACAUGCUGACAAAAACCUCUCAGCUGCUGAUAAGGCAAUCUCUCGAGCGUUUUUUACACUUAUAGAACAUCAUAUAUGUUGGACUAUGUUCUACUCGCGAUCGAGAGACUGUUCUUGGCUGGCUACUGAACAAGGGUUCUUGAAGCAUCUUUCUGGCAUCAAGGCAUUUGCAUUUAAAAACAUUAUGGUUGGACAACUUGAGAAGAAGCUCAAAAAGAAAUGUGGGAGCCAUGGUAUUGGGCUUUUGACAAAAGAGGAGGUUAUUGCGGACACCAAAAAGGAUUUGGAGGCUCUUUCGGUUCAACUAGGAGAGAAGAAAUAUUUAUUUGGAGAUGUGCCAACAACGCUCGACGCCACAGCUUUUGGUCACCUAUCAGAGAUCUAUUAUGCUCCACUCUUCACUGACGAAUUAAACAAUUAUAUGGAUUCAUCAACACCAAAUUUGGUAAAAUAUUUGAACCGCAUUAAGGAGAUAUAUUGGCCAGAUUGGGAAGAAGCUUGCACGACUCAAAGUUUAAACACAAAAUUCAAAUAA